This is a messenger RNA of Mucor velutinosus, 735 nucleotides long. RefSeq names its product RasGAP protein. NCBI's taxonomy places the organism in Eukaryota, Fungi, Mucoromycota, Mucoromycetes, Mucorales, Mucoraceae. The transcript is spliced from 3 exons. The record is from RefSeq and is a predicted model, not a curated record. Gene Ontology annotation, cellular component: nucleus; cytosolic small ribosomal subunit. Gene Ontology annotation, molecular function: structural constituent of ribosome; RNA binding. Gene Ontology annotation, biological process: translation. The coding region runs from base 1 to 735 and encodes 244 amino acids.
AUGGCAGCUCAAAUCUCAAAGAAGAGAAAGGUCGCAGACGGUGUUUUCUACGCUGAACUUAACGAAUUCUUCACUCGUGAACUUGCUGAAGAUGGUUAUGCUGGUGUUGAGGUCCGUGUCACUCCUGCUCGUACCGAAAUCAUCAUCCGUGCCACUCACACCCAAAAUGUGCUUGGUGAGAAGGGCCGUCGCAUCCGUGAAUUGACCACUCUUGUUCAAAAGCGUUUCAAGUUCCCCGAGAACGCUGUUGAGCUUUAUGCUGAGCGUGUCCAAAACCGUGGUCUCUGUGCCAUUGCUCAAUGUGAGUCUGUCAAGUUCAAGCUCCUUAACGGUUUGGCUGUUCGUCGUGCCUGUUAUGGUGUUGUUCGUUUUGUCAUGGAAUCCGGUGCCAAGGGUUGUGAAGUCGUUGUCUCUGGUAAGGUCCGUGCUGCUCGUGCCAAGGCCAUGAAGUUUGCUGAUGGUUUCAUGAUUCACUCUGGUAACCCUGCUCGUGAAUUCAUCACCACUGCUGUCCGUCACGUUGAUUUGCGUCAAGGUGUUUUGGGUAUCAAGGUCAAGAUCAUGUUGGAUAACGAUCCUACUGGUCGUAACGGUCCCAAGCAAUGUCUUCCCGAUAUUGUCACUAUCCUUGAACCCAAGGAUGAAGCUGCCAUCACUGAGCCCUCUGCUCAAGAUUUCAGACCUGCUCCCGCUGCUGCCCCUGCCGCUGCUGAAGCUGCUGUUGAAGGCAACUAA